This is a messenger RNA of Fukomys damarensis (Damara mole-rat), 3926 nucleotides long. RefSeq names its product neuroblastoma breakpoint family member 6-like. The record is from RefSeq and is a predicted model, not a curated record. NCBI's taxonomy places the organism in Eukaryota, Metazoa, Chordata, Mammalia, Rodentia, Bathyergidae. The transcript is spliced from 14 exons. Bases 2258 to 3874 code for a protein of 538 amino acids.
GCCCAGAUCCUUCCUCCCUGAGGCUCUGUAGCAUCCGGGGGACCCAUCAGAUGGCCGCAGGCACCUUCUCUCAGUGCCUCCCACAAGCAGAGCAUCUGAUGGCCUGAGCAAUGGUUCAGGGACAGGGCCCAGUGACACUCAGAAUUAACCUUGUGUAGUGUUUUAGUCCUGCCCUCGCCUUCGUAGUGUGUGUGUGUGUGUGUGUGUGUGUGUGUUUGUGUUUGCAGCGUAUGAGAAAGACGUCUCCCUUGGGGAUCUGGGGUGUGCACGUACCAUGUCUGGAUCGGUUUUACUCUCCCUCACCCAGCACCGUGCCCUCCCCUCCUUGUCUUUCCUCAGCCUCCCUUGCCGCUUCAGAGUCUACCCCCCAUUUCCUGUUGUCCAUCUUUUGUUUGACUGUUGAAACUAUUUAUUCUUUGGCUCUCUCACAUUGGAGGACCUGUUAUAUUUCAGCCUCCGCAGUUUAUUUUUUCUGCAUAAUUAUGAUCUCAGUGUCCACCCACUUUCCCGUCAGUGUCUCCAGUUUACCUUUCCCGUGGUUGAGUAGCAUUCCGUGUGUCUGUGUGCCACCUUCUCAUUGUCCGUGCGCCUUUGGUGGUCUGUGCACCACUUCCACAUUUUACCUGUAGUCUUGUACUAGUAUAAGCGUCCGCGUCACUUUUGCUUUGCUUGAGCAGAAUCCCUGACACAAGUGGAAGGAGGAAAGAUUACUUUGGCUCACAAUUUGUAGGUGUUUGGAUCCAUAGUUGUCUGGUUCUAUGACUAGGUGGCGUGUUAGAAAAGAAAGUUGGUGGCACGGCAGGCAGGAAGCAGCAAAGGCUCGAGGCAGGAGGAGGAGGGACCCUCAGUGACCACAGUGACCCUCUCCUGUCCUCCCACUGGGCUUCGCCUCCCAGCAUCACAUCCAGAUACAAAUCCACCCAUGGACUAACCCCGUAUCACACGCAUGAUCCAGUCGCUUCCCAAAAUCACCGCCUCUGAGCACAGAAGGCACUGGCGGGACAUCUCAAUGGAAGCCAUAACGGUGAGCACGCGUGUGCGUGCAGUACUGUGGUGUGAUGACUUCCAGUCCCAUGCAGCUGCCCAGAGACAGCAGCUGGGUCCAGUGCAAUUCUCUUCUGAGUGUUUUGAGGAAAGUGCACACCGAUUUCCAAUGUGGUGGCACUAGUUUACAUUCUCCCAAGCAAGGAAGAAAGGUCCUUUGCGCCUACCAGCUGUCAAGCAUUUGUUCCUCAUAGUAGACAUUCUAACCAGAAUAAGACAAACUCUGGUGGUGUUUUGAUUGGUAUUUCUUGAACUGCUAAGACGUGCAACAUAUUGUUAGGUGCUUCUGGGCCAUUUCUAUUGCUUUUCACGAGGAUGUGUUGGUUUCUUUGCCCAACUUUUGCUGGGAGUCAAACUCUAGGACAGGAGUGAGGCACAGAGGUCAGGUGUGUCACACAGUCGGCAUGCCAGGAGCUUUUAUAUUUAGCAUCUAAUAUAGUUGAGUUCUGGUAUUUCUAGAUAUUAGACCUCUGAGAAAUUGGCUGGCAAAAAUGUCUUCCGAUUUGUUAGUUCUUUGCUCAUUCUGUUGGUGGUUUGCUUUACUUUGCAGAACCUUUUUGAUUUUAUGCAAUUCCAUUUGUAGAUUUUGUAGAUUUUUAGUAUUAUACGGUGGGCAUUCUGCUGAGGAAGUCCACGCCUAUGCUUUAUCUUAAAGAGUUUGUGGUUUUAUCCCCAGAUCUGUGGUCCACUUGCGUUCGCUUUUAGCACAGGGUGAGAGAGAUGGUCAGAGUCAGUCUUGUGCAUGUGGAUGGCCAGUUUCCCAGCACCAUUUCUCUGUGGCCUGUCUUUCCUCCAGCGUAGGUUAUUGGCCCCUUAGUCAAACAUCCAAUGGCUGGAGGUUGUUUCUGCGCUCUGUACUCUAUUCCGCGUGUCCAUUGUCUGUGUGUAUUUCAGUGCCAUUCUGUCUCUCGUCUGCCCGGAGACGGAAGUGAGGAAGUCUUCCCCUUCCUUAGGAGACAGUCUGAGACUCCUGAGGAUGUUUCCCUGAGUGUCCCGUUCUCUCACUGAGAGCCGUUCAUCUGAUUCCAUUGCCACAGGGGUGUGUACUGGGUCUCCAGGUGAGUUUAUGUCGUGACUGCUGUGUGUGUUUGCAGAACCUCAAGACACCCUGAGCCAACAGGAAGAGGAGGAAGAGGCAGGGGUAACCUGGUACCUGGAGGAUGGCGACGAUAUCAAUGAUUCACUGUCGUACACUUUAGAUAGAAGUUAUUUGAUGGUUUCCACCUGCCAGGACUCACCAGCGCCCCCCAAGCCUUCCAAGACUCCAGUCUUCCUGGCAAAUCAGACUCCCUGUGAGGAUGAGGAUGCACUGAAGCCAGAGGCCCCCAGGAAACUGAUGAUCGGGGAUCAGCGACGGCCCCCCUUCCUCUGGACAUGGUGUGUCACGAUCCAGGACAAUGCCCGGAAGCUGACCCAACACCGUGAGCAGCUACGGAAAGGGAAAGAGGCUGCCUUCUCCCUUGGACAGUGUCUCCGGCGCCUCUUUACCCAGGAAGAAACUGCUCGUGCGGUUCAGCGACACAGAGAGGAACUGGUGGAGGCCUGCAAGCUGGCCGACCACCUUGUCCUGCAGCUGCACAUAGCAAACUGUGGAAGCAGGACAGAUGAGGAAGAGAAAGAGCCACUUUACCAAGUGGACGAUCAGAGCAGCGAUUUCAGCUUCCUGAUUCAGGCUCAGGCCCGAGAGCUGACCCAGUUAAGGAAGAAGUUGGAGGCAGGAAGAAAUGUCGCAUUCAUCCUCCAAAGACAUCUCAAAGACCUCAUCACGGAUAAUGACUUUGGUGAAUCCCAAGGGCAGAGCCUCCUACAGCUGGCAGAGUGGCGCAGGCUGGCUGAGCGCCUGACCCUCCAGCUCGGCUCAGAGCACCACUGCGACACGGAGGACGAGGAAGAAACAGAGUCCCUGGACUCCAGUGAUGAGCAGCAGGAUGAGAAAGUGGAUGAACUCCUGUCAGGUUCAGUGGCGGAGCGCUCCCUCCUCGGUCCUGGGCGUCCUGACCCACCUUACCAACAGCAGCAUUGCAUCAGUGUUGCCGUCCCUGCAGAGGAGCAUGAAGCGAGUCCUGCACAGGACGGAACCAAACCUGAAGGCAUCCUGAAACCUCAGGAGGAGCAGGCAGCCGAGCUGUCCAGGUCUGCAGUGGAACUGGGGAACCAGAUGUUGACACACAUAGGGAACACUUGCUGCAGUUGGAAGGUUAUCAUCUUCUCCCUCCGUCGCAGAAUCAGGGACCUGCUGUCUCGGGAUGGCCCUGGGAGUCGUGAGGGGCAGAGCCACCGAGACCAUGCUGAGGGGCACAAGCUGGCCGAGCCCCUCGCCCUCCAGCCCUGCCCAGAACCGGGCUCCUGGAGAACAGCAGCCUCGCCCAGCAUCCUCACAGGAAGGAGAGGUGGCAGCGGGAGGCAUGUGCGAUUCCUCACAGCCUCGGCUGAGGCUCGCGCCCAGGGGACCUGUCCCCAAGGGCUUCCCAGCCCAACCUUCGAGGUGCCCGAGGACCACUGUGUGGGAACACAGCCGGGUCAGUACCUUGACCGUGGAGCCGGCAGAGCCACCCUGAGCCUUUCUUCUGCCCCCUGGAGAUUCAUAGGCCACACUGAUGCCGGACAGCAGUGGCUCCACUCGACAGAGCUGAAUUUGGAUGCUUCCCUUGGAUUGGAGAACCCUCCCAAGGCAGAGGGUGAUGCUCUCGGAGGCUCAGGAGAUACCACCCGUGAGAUUCGGGCCCAUGGCCGUCCUGAUGCAACCGCUGUCCCGAGACAGAGGAUGGAAAGGAAACCCCGGUUCCGCCAGUGGAAAAUGGCCUGCAGAUUCCCAGGCGCUCAGGCUUAGGCCGCAGAGGUCCCACAUACUGCUGGAGCCAGGGAAGGUACUGCUGACUUAA